Condylura cristata (star-nosed mole) is the source of this 2166-nucleotide messenger RNA. RefSeq names its product solute carrier family 12, member 8 (gene SLC12A8). NCBI's taxonomy places the organism in Eukaryota, Metazoa, Chordata, Mammalia, Eulipotyphla, Talpidae. The transcript has 12 exons. The record is from RefSeq and is a predicted model, not a curated record. Gene Ontology annotation, cellular component: membrane. Gene Ontology annotation, molecular function: potassium:chloride symporter activity. Gene Ontology annotation, biological process: chloride ion homeostasis; cell volume homeostasis; chloride transmembrane transport. The coding region runs from base 1 to 2166 and encodes 721 amino acids.
AUGGAGGAGCCAAAAGUACAAGGAUCCCCAAAGAUUAAUAACUGCCGGAAGCUGCUGGCCCCCCAGGCCAGAGGACGUGCCCACUGCCUGGGCUGGAGCCCAGCGUCCCACACUCUGGGAGUGACAUGCAGAUAUUCCCCUGCGCUCCAAGGCCAAACGCAGCCACCGGCCACAGCUGCCACCCAAGGGGCUGGGAAAUGUAGUCCACAGAGUGGCCAGAGGGAAAGGGAGCCAGGUUUGCUGAACAACUGGGCUGUGCCGCGCACGGAGGCCCUGGCCCAGCCCCAGCCCUGGUGGAAGGUCCAGCUGUUUGUGUGGGAGCCAGUGCUGUUCGGGACCUGGGAUGGUGUGUUCACAUCCUGCAUGAUCAACAUUUUCGGGGUGGUUCUCUUCUUGAGAACUGGCUGGCUGGUGUGUGUUGCAGGUGCCAUGUACAUCACUGGCUUUGCUGAGUCCAUCUCGGAUUUGCUGAACCUCAGGAAUAUCUGGGCCGUGCGAGCAAUUUCAGCUGCAGUGCUUCUGGCCUUGCUGGGGAUUAAUCUAGCAGGUGUCAAGUGGAUAAUCCGCCUCCAGCUGCUGCUGCUGUUCCUGCUGGCUGUGUCUACGCUGGACUUCGUGGUGGGCUCUUUCUCACACCUGGACCCAGAACAUGGAUUCAUUGGGUAUUCACCAGAACUGCUGCAGAACAACACCCUGCCGGAUUACAGCCCUGGGGAGUCUUUUUUCACUGUCUUUGGAGUGUUCUUCCCAGCAGCCACAGGAGUCAUGGCCGGUUUCAACAUGGGGGGUGACCUCAGGGAGCCUGCUGCCAGCAUCCCCUUGGGCUCCCUAGCAGCUGUUGGCAUAUCGUGGUUUCUGUACAUUGUCUUUGUCUUCCUGCUUGGUGCCAUCUGUACCCGAGAGGCCCUUCGCUAUGACUUCAUGAUAGCUGAGAAGGUUUCCCUAGUGGGCUUCCUCUUCCUAUUGGGCUUGUACAUCUCAUCUCUGGCCUCCUGUAUGGGAGGCCUCUACGGAGCACCCCGGAUCCUACAGUGCAUUGCCCAGGAGAAAGUGAUUCCAGCACUGGCCUUCCUGGGGUUAGGGAAAGGACCAAAUAAAACACCGGUGGCUGCCAUCUGCCUGACCAGCUUGGUGACCUUGGCCUUUGUCCUCGUGGGCCAGGUGAAUAUUCUGGCUCCCAUUGUCACCAUCAACUUCAUGCUGACAUAUGUCGCAGUGGACUACUCUUACUUCUCCCUGUCCAUGGGCCCUUGCAGCCUCCCACAUGCGCCUCAGCCAGUGCACAGGGAAGAUGCAGCUGUUCUCCACUGCUCUGAGCACCUGCUUUUGGAGAAGGCUCCCAGCUAUGGCUCUGAGGGUCCUGCCCCAAACCUCUCUGAGGGCACUCUGCUGGAAUUCACUAAGGACAUGGACCAGCUCCUCCAGCUAACCAGGAAACAUGAGAGUAGCCAGCCCAGAAGAGAGGAGAGUGACGGGACCCCAGAAAGUCAAAAGGGAAAACACAGGAAGGCCACCAAGCAAGCAUUACAAGAGAGCUUCCUCUUGGACCGCAAGUCCUCUGCUGCUUUUCACUCUGAAGGCUCUGACCAGCUGCCCAUUGCCUCCUGGGAGGAGCAGGAGUUCUGCUGGAACGAGCGGAGUUCUAGGAGUGAAUGGGCACAGCCUGGCAGGGAACGUGAAGGACUUGUUCCUGAGCUCAACAACCAGUUGACGCCAACUGGAGAAGAUUUUCUCCUGAAGUCCGGGCUCCGGGAACAGAAUGCCCAGAGGCGACCAGGUUCUUUCUACUCCCGCGUGUGUAACCCCUGGAUCUCCCUACUGGGAGCUGCUGGGUCUCUUGUCAUCAUGUUUGUGAUCCAGUGGGUCUAUGCCCUGGUUAGCAUGGGCGUUGCUGUCAUGGUAUAUUUCUACAUUGGCCAGACUAGUCCGGGGCUUCACCUUGGAUCAGCCUCUAACUUCAGCUUUUUCAGGUGGAUGAGGUCACUUCUGAUUCCCUCCUGCAGGAGCUUGCGAUCCCCCCAAGAACAGAUCAUUUUGGCACCAUCGCUGGCUAGGGUUGACAUGGAGAUGACUCAGCUCACCCAGGAAAACACAGACUUCGCUACUCGGGAUCGCUACCAUGGCUCUUCCCUUGUGAGUCGGGAACAGCUGAUGCCUCGAUACUAG